Verticillium dahliae VdLs.17 is the source of this 4815-nucleotide messenger RNA. RefSeq names its product chromodomain helicase hrp3. NCBI's taxonomy places the organism in Eukaryota, Fungi, Ascomycota, Sordariomycetes, Glomerellales, Plectosphaerellaceae. Gene Ontology annotation, cellular component: nucleus; chromatin. The record is from RefSeq and is a predicted model, not a curated record. Gene Ontology annotation, molecular function: ATP-dependent chromatin remodeler activity; DNA binding; ATP hydrolysis activity. Gene Ontology annotation, biological process: nucleosome organization; regulation of transcription by RNA polymerase II. The transcript is spliced from 4 exons. Bases 1 to 4815 code for a protein of 1604 amino acids.
AUGUCUAGCCCUCUCCAGAACGGCUCCUCGGACGGGCAUCGAUCGCCUCGAAUGCCCUCCGCCUCCCCCCGCGUCGCGAGUCCCCGCCGAAGCCCUAGCGAGACCUCCGAUCAGCAAGAUGACGCGGUGGACGCCCCGUCGCCCUCGCCCGAUGCCGAAGACUCGACCAUGUACAUGAAUGGCGGUCAUGACUUUGCCGAAAGUAGUCCUUCAGCCGAUGAAAACAACGCGUCAGAUGAUGCCGACUUCGACAUGGAGGACGACCUUCCCAAUGUACAGAGCGACGGCGCUGUCGACGCGUUGUCUAGCUCCAACGACUCCCAGAGGCCUUCAAAACGAAAGGCUGGUGUCGAAGUUCAAGAAGACCUCUACAUCAAGGCCAAUCCAGAGUUGUAUGGUCUGAGGAGAAGUACGCGACCAAGGGAGCAGCGCAAGAUCGUCGAUUCUGAUGAUUCGGAAUCCGAUGUGCCUGUCAAUCGGAGAAAGCCUGCCCGCCCUUCAGCCUCAAAAGUCAACACCCCUAUUCGACAGGCAUCGGCCGACGAUUCAGACUCGGACAACUACGGUGGCGCUCGAGCGAAAACUCUGCAAAAGAAAGCCCGCCGCCAGCGCGAGGCACAACCAUCCUCACUGUUGGCCGAGAAGAGGUGGUCCAGUCGGCGCGCUGCCCAGACAGUGCAACAAGGCGGUUACGAAGAGAGCGACUUCGAAGACGAAGAAGACGAGGCCGCACAGGACGCUCAGUACUACGCCCCCGAAGCGGACAACUCGCCAUACAUUGACAAAGUCUUGCGUCAUCGUCUCAAAGAUGGCCUCGAGCUGAGCUUCGAGUCGACACGGCAAGACUUUGAAUACUAUAUCAAGUGGCAGGGCAAGUCUCACCUCCACGACACCUGGGAGACUGCCCAAACACUGCGCGACGUGCGAGGCUACCGAAAGCUCGAGAACUACUUUAGAGUUGUCGUUGAUCAUGAGCUCUACAUCCGAUUCGGAUUCGACAUCCCGCCUGAGACCAAAGAGCAAUUCUUCCUGGAUCGAGAGCGUGUUGAAGAAGCGCUCGAAGAUUACACCAAGGUGGAUAGAGUGGUAGCUGUUCGAGACGGCGAUGAAGAGACCGAGUAUCUCGUCAAGUGGAAGGGCUGCUACUAUGAUGAGUGCACCUGGGAAGUUGCCUCAGCCAUCAGCACCGACUUCCAGGACAAGAUCGAUCAGUUCCUUGACCGAUCCUCUCGCCAAUGGGUGUCAGAUCGGACCGAGACCAACCCAGACACGCGUACAAGAAUGACGAAGCUUGAAGCCCAACCCGACUACAUCAAGGGUGGUGAGCUACGGACCUUCCAGCUCCGUGGUCUGAACUUCCUCUGUCUGAACUGGACGCGGGCGAACAAUGUCAUUCUUGCCGACGAAAUGGGUCUCGGAAAGACGGUUCAAAGCGUGUCAUUCAUGAGCUGGCUUCGCAACGACCGCGAACAGGAAGGUCCCUUCCUUAUUGUCGCUCCACUCAGUGUCAUCCCAGCAUGGGGUGAUACCUUUGACAACUGGUCUCCGGACAUGAACUAUGUCGUGUAUCUCGGCAACGAGGCCUCUCGCCAGACUAUCCGCGAGAAUGAGCUAAUGAUCAACGGUAACUCGAAGAAGCCCAAGUUCAAUGCUCUCAUCACCUCGUACGAGAUGAUUCUGCAUGACUGGUCAUUCCUGCAGACCAUCAAGUGGCAGGCUCUGCUGGUCGACGAAGCACACCGCCUGAAGAACAAGGAGUCUCAGCUAUAUGCCAAGCUGGUUAGCUUCGGCGUUCCCUGCAAGAUCUUGAUCACCGGUACCCCGAUUCAGAACAACCUCGCCGAGCUUUCGGCUUUGAUGGACUUCUUGAACCCGGGCAAAGUCAUCAUCGAUGAAGAGCUCGAGACUCUCACCGGUGCUGAUACCCAGGAAAAGCUGCAGGACCUGCACACAUCGAUCGCCCCGUAUAUUCUUCGUCGUACAAAAGAGACUGUGGAGUCUGACCUUCCGCCAAAGACGGAGAAGAUCAUCCGCGUCGAACUCUCUGACGUGCAACUGGAAUACUACAAGAACAUCUUGACCCGCAAUUACGCCGCCUUGUCCGACGCUACCGGCCAAAAGAAUUCGCUCCUGAACAUCAUGAUGGAACUGAAGAAAGUCAGCAACCAUCCUUACAUGUUUGGCGGAGCCGAGGACAGGGUUCUCGCAGGCAGCACUCGUCGAGAGGACCAAGUCAAAGGCCUCAUUGCCAGUAGUGGAAAAAUGAUGCUGCUCGAUCAGCUCUUGACAAAACUGAAGAAAGAUGGCCACCGAGUCCUCAUUUUCAGCCAGAUGGUGAAGAUGCUUGAUAUUCUCGGUGAUUAUCUUGCCUUGCGAGGCUACAAGUUUCAGCGUCUGGAUGGUACGAUUGCGGCUGGUCCUCGUCGUAUGGCAAUCAACCAUUUCAAUGCCGAGGGAAGUGACGACUUCUGUUUCCUUCUUUCUACGCGUGCUGGUGGCCUGGGCAUCAACCUUAUGACCGCCGACACUGUCGUAAUCUUUGACUCGGACUGGAACCCGCAGGCCGAUCUGCAAGCCAUGGGCCGCGCGCAUCGUAUUGGCCAGAAGAAACCGGUCAGCAUUUACCGUCUCGUUUCCAAGGAAACCGUUGAGGAGGAGGUGCUUGAACGGGCACGCAACAAGCUUCUUCUUGAGUAUCUCACCAUCCAGGCCGGUGUCACUGAUGAAGGCAAGGCCUUCCGCGAUGAGUUCAACAAGAAGGGCUUGAAGAUGGAUGGUCCCAGCUCGGCCGAUGACAUUCAGUGGAUCCUCAAGAUGCGCUCGCAAAAAAUGUUUGAGCAGACCGGUAACCAGGAGCGUCUUGAACAACUGGAUAUCGACUCCAUCUUGGAAAAUGCUGAAGUUACCAAGACAAAGGUCGACGACAAGAUGAACCUCAGCAGUGGUGGCAUCGAUUGGGACAACUUUAUGCAGUACACCGACGUCAAGGUCGACGAUCUGGCUCUUGAUUGGGACCAGAUCAUCCCUGCCGAGGAGCUUGAGAACAUCAAGGCUGAGGAGGAGAAGCGCCGUCACGAAGCUUAUCUCGCCAAGGUCGCCGCGGAGAGCGCACCACGCCGAGCCGCCGUCAAGAACCGCCAUAAUGAAAAUGACAGAGCUGAUCGCGUCGCCAAGAAGCGGCAGAGGGAAGAACAGCAACGGCAAGAGGCCGAGGAGCAGAGGGCUCUACUGUCCGAUCCCAGACGUCCUUUGAACGAGAAGGAGACCCGCAACCUUCUCAAGGCAUUCUAUCGUUACGGAGCCAUGGAAGACCGUGGCGAUGAGAUUGUCCAUGAAGCUCGCCUGACGGAACGAGACAGGGAGUUCUUGAGUUCCAUCAUCGAUGACUUUACCAAGGUCUGCGGUCAAGCUCUGGAUGACAACUACUCGAAGCUGGAGGAAGACGAACGGAAGCUUGGAAAGUCUCUGACAAAGAAGGACAAGAAGGCAGUCUUGAUCGACUUUGGAGAGGUUCGCAAGAUGAAUGCCGAGACAGCCAUUGAACGGCCCAAGCAGCUGCGUCUCCUCCGUCAAGUCCUGCGCAAGAACAACGACGACAAGUCUUUUCGUCUACCGGACGCCUCCAAGGCAGCCCACUACAGUUGUGAAUGGGGUGCUAGGGAAGACGGCAUGCUUCUGGUCGGCAUUGACCGGUAUGGUUUCGGUGCCUGGACGCAAAUUCGCGACGAUGCUGGCCUGGAUCUGCAAGACAAGUUCUUCCUGGAAGAGCAUCGUGUUGAGAAAAAGGAGGAGCGCAACAAGGCCAGCGAGAAAAGUAUCAACUCUCCAGGCGCGGUCCAUCUGGUCCGUCGUUCCGAAUACCUUCUUUCCGUCUUGCAGUCGAAACAUUCCACCGACGCUGCCACACUGAAGGCUGUGGAAAAUCACCACAGGAACAACAAGAAGCACCUCAAUGGGGGCCGACGCAGUGAACUUGGUAGUGCGGCUGCAUCACCUGCUCCUCACCUGAGCAAGAAGAACAGCAGCCACCGGGACCGGGAACGAGAACGCGAUCAUCACAGGUCACGGAGUAAUGUGGACGACCGCGGAACGCCGCGCCCCGAGUCCAAGAGGAAGCACUCGGGACACGAUGAGGGACGCAUUCCCAAACACCGACGAACUGAUGACAGUCGUCGGUCGAAGGGUCACGCAGACGACCGGAAAUCUCCUCGCCCCGAAAAGAGACGCCACCGAGAAGAAGACGGCGAUCGUAAGCAUCGCAGGCCCGAUGAGUCCCGGCAUAAAGACGAUCGACGCCGCUCGCAUGACAACAGUCAGGCUCAUGACGAGGAUCGCGAGCGUAGAAACCAGGCUCUUGCACGCCUCGCAGAUCUUCGCCUCAUGGGCGACAGCCGCGAAGAAAGAGAAAAGGACCCCGAUGCGAUGCUUUGGUAUCUACUCAAACCUGUACGGGAGAACUUUGAAAUCAUUCUCGGCACGACAAAGGAUAAGGUAAAGUCUAGCAAGGAGCGUGCGAGGAUCUUCGGGUCGGAGCUGGUCGUGAUUGGCAGCUUUCUCGAUCGCGAAUUUGUCCGAGAAUCGGACAAGCCCCUGAAGAAUCGCUUCUGGUACGUAUAUCUUGCUUCACCCGCCACACAAACAACGCUGACUCAAUGGUGUAGGGAAUUCUUGGCUACGCUGUGGCCUGUUGACAGCACCAGCAACCCCGUGACCGCGGACAGACUGAGCUUCCUAUACAGGACCAUCCGCGACCGGGAACAGUCGGACGCGAAGAAGAAGGCGCAGAACUCCAACGGCACAGCCGCUACCUCUUAG